ACAUUACGACUGCCAAAUCUCGUUCUUUGUUAUACAACAUCCAAAGCUGGGCGCUGGGGUCUCUGGUAUGUACACAGGUAUAUAGUAGCUUAAGUAGCGUCCAGGUGGGCUUCAGCCGCGUGCUGCAGAGAUAUCAUACCAGCUGACAGCUACAGGAGAGGAAAGAUGCACAGCACCAAAUGUGCUGAAGUCGGCCGUAGCCUCACACGGCUGGGACGCUAUACCACACGAAGGUCUGCAGUGAUCGUUAACCGUGGGGCAAAUGCUAAAGUAACGCUUAAUAUACCACAGAGUCUGCUGGACAAGGUGGGGGAAAGACUUAGUCUGCACGCUGCCGGCAGACCCGGUGACCGGCGUGGACACAUGCCUGUCCAACCGUACCAACGGCGGAGGAGACCGUCAGCGUUCCAGAGACUCUGGAGCAAACUGAGCAGCACCAGUACAGAGUAUGAUGGACAGAUAUUUGACAAUGACAACAUGAGGGCGGUCAGUAUUAUGAUGGCGGCAGUUGCCAUCGUGGUCAUCGGUUCGCUGGCCAUUGCAUCCGCUUCCAGGGACGCCAUCCCCUCUUCUACAGUAGAGGUCUCUAUUAACAAGGGUAACGUGGUCCCUGUGUUAUCCCGGUUUGGGCUGAUGUUAGUGCUUGGUACCAACAUCUCAGUGUGGAUCUACACCACCAUCUCCGAGGCCCGUCACGUGAUGGAGAUGGACGAACACGAGCACUCCAAGAGCGGAGGUUUGACAACGCUUACCCCCUCAGACACUCAUUAUACCACACACUACAGCGUGAAUGCGUCUGGCUAUGGGAACAAGACGUCUGCUUACUGUCCAUCAGGUAUCACUGGGUUGUUUUCGUCCUACCUGUACCCGUGUGUAAUAGAGAGUAGUCUCAUCUCCUCCUGUAUGAUCUACCUCGUCUGGAGCAGGGUCAGUGACGACCCUCACAGCGACACCGGGGUGUUUCGCAGAGACUCCGUGUUCCGCAGCUCCUCCCAUGGCACCUACGACCGCCGGUACGGCAGAGCCACCUUCAAGAAGUCUGCCAGCAUUGCCCGGCUAGAGCACCGGAACAAGAGCUACUCCAUGACACUGCCUCGGAUUAGAGAGGACAGUGAUGACAGUGAUGAUUGUCACAGCGAGGGCAGGGACGAGGUCACGCGCUCAGCAGGAAACCCGGAGACCGAGGGAGAGGUGCACCACAGAGAUGACCGCGGGGGACACCGGCCAACGCCCAAUGGUAACUGUCUACCUGUGAAUGACGAUGUACAGUUUAAGAUUGACCCUGCAGAGUUGGAACACCUCAGUCUCACCGAGCAGUCCACGUCAGGUAAACACGGCGCCCAGCAGUCGUCACGUGCUCAAGGGGAUGACGGCGGGAACAGGCUAAAACUGGUGCUGUCACACCCUCACUUUGAACAGUACGGCCGCGACUAUGAAGAAGACCGGCGCCAGCAAGUGUUACCACAGAGAAACUACCCUCCAAAACCACUGCAGUCUGUUCCCUCACAGAGGUCUAUCGCUACCACUGUGUUUGAACCAGACUGGGAGGAAGAGAAGGAGACGACGCACCACUCCAGUAACUACUGUGGCUUGUUUCUGGGGAUGCUAGUCAUCCUGGUCACCUUCGGGACCAUCAUCAUCUUCCUGUACUACAAGUAUAAGACUAAGGACGGCUCCAUGCACCAGGAGUUGUUUAUCGUGAAGUCAAUCAUUAAUGUACUGUGUGUUUGCGCCACACUGGUCACGCACUGCCAGAUGAAGGGAAUGAUGAAGAAGAACGCGCGUAUUCGCGGUAUCAGGUCAGGUAUGAAGGCGACGCAGUUUGUGCAGGAAUCCAACCGCCAUCAGCAUCAGCUAGGGCUGGACAAGGCCUUGCUAGGAAUAUCUCUGCUGGGGUUGCUGGCCUACUGUACCCUCACCAUCAUAGCUGGGGCUGGGUCACCAGACCAGGACGCUGCCUUGACCGUGGUGGACGCUACUAUAGUGAUACUGGAGGCGGUGGUACAGUCGCUGUUCCUGAUGACGUCAUUUCUGCCACGCAGGGCGACCACUAAAGACCACAGGACGCAGCGUCCCGGAAGGGAGGGACUAUUCUUCCUGCUUAUCUGCAACUUCUGUCUCUGGGCAUUCAACUCGUUUGGGGUUCGUAAGGAGGUCGCGAAUCACGUACAAAUCUACUUUUAUUCCUUCCAAACCUGGGUCAUUCUGUCCCACGUGACCUUCCCUCUGUUGAUCCUUUUCCGGUUUCAUUCCGUUGUCGUCAUAUCUGACGUCAUCACGCAUGCGUACACCGCAAAAUAUGUAGGAUUAGAAGAGUUCGAGUCUUGACGUCAUGUUUUGAGCAGCGCCUGAUCGUGCCUUUAUUUUCUUCGUCCACUUGAACUGCCGACUGUAUAGAGACAUAUCUUAGAUACUAGCACAUAACACAGGUUGUCUAUAGAGACAUACAUAUCUUAGAUACUAGCACAUAACACAGGUUGUCUAUAGGGAAUGGAAUUUUUAAAAAACAUUGAACUUCUGACAGAGGCAAAACGACUGAAGCUGUCUCAAGGUCAUAUACCAGUAGGACGCGAACACCCCUAUUAUAUCAAUGGGAACAGAGCGGAUGACUUAGAGCAGAUUGUUUUAGUUUAACAACGAUUAAAGUAACCGAAUUAUUUAUUUUAAUGCACUCUGUGGGUGUGGUAAUAAUUUUAUUUAUCAAAGUGAAACUAAAGAUACGUGCUAAUAUGUCACUGUCAAUAUGUCACUGUCAGCAUGCCACUGUCAAUAUGUCACUGUCAGCAUGCCACUGUCAAUAUCUCACUGUCAGCAUGACACUGUCAUUAUGUCACUGUCAGCAUGCCACUGUCAAUAUGUCACUGUCAAUAUGUCACUGUCAUUAUGUUAAAUGUCAAUAUCAGACACUUGAAGAAAUGUUUCGUCAUGCGCUACUACCUUUGUAAUGGAGUAAACCAAGUCAUGUGUCACGUUGACAGCUCACUAGAACAAUACGUUUGUUUUGUUACAGAU
Messenger RNA from Lingula anatina, 3012 nucleotides. RefSeq lists its product as uncharacterized. Gene Ontology annotation, biological process: proton transmembrane transport. Gene Ontology annotation, cellular component: membrane. NCBI's taxonomy places the organism in Eukaryota, Metazoa, Brachiopoda, Lingulata, Lingulida, Lingulidae. Gene Ontology annotation, molecular function: proton channel activity. The record is from RefSeq and is a predicted model, not a curated record.